Eimeria tenella is the source of this 1263-nucleotide messenger RNA. RefSeq lists its product as uncharacterized. The transcript has a single exon. Lineage: Eukaryota; Apicomplexa; Conoidasida; Eucoccidiorida; Eimeriidae. The coding region runs from base 1 to 1263 and encodes 420 amino acids. The record is from RefSeq and is a predicted model, not a curated record.
AUGGAAGCCGAGAGCCGCACUGAACCCAAAAAUGAAUUCAUCUCAGAACAAAAUGCUGCUGGAGGAGAAGCAGCAGCAAAUGCAGCAGCAGCAGCAACAGCAACAGCAGCAGCAGCAGCUGAAGCAACGGCACCCAGCGGGACACCUGCAGCAGCAGCAAUGACAGUGUCACCAGAAGCAGCAGCAGCAGCAGCAGCAGAACAAGCUGCUGCACCAGCAAUAACAGAAGCAGCAAAUUCGCCACAAGCAACACCGCCGGCAAAAGCAGCAGCAGCAGCAGCAGCAGCAGCAAGCCCCUCGCUGCUGACUCGCAGCGUGUCUGUUGCUUCUUUAAAGAAUCGUCUCCUUUCCAUAGCUGGAGUCUCUUCUGCUUUAAAGCGGCAUUAUUCAUUUGCCAAUCCCGAAGCAGCAGCAGCAGCAGCUAAUGCUGCUGCUGCUGCUGCGGCGGCUGCUGCUGCUGCUGCUGCUGAUGCAAAUAAUGGGCGUGCCACUGCGACAGCAGCAAAGGCUGCUGCUGCCCCUGCGAGAGUAGCAGCUACACAUGUUCCUGUUGAAGCAGCGGCAGCAGCAGCAGCAGCUGCUGCUGCUGCUGCUCCUCCGAAUCCCGCUGCUGUUGCUGCUAACACUAGCAGCAGCCGCAGCAGCAGCCGACGCAGCAGCAGCAGCAGUAACAGCAGCAGCAACAGCAGCAGCACCAGCAGUAGCAGCAAAAGCAACAAUAACAGCGGCAGCAACAGAAGCAGCAGCCGCAGCAACAAAGAUGCCUCGCCUAAUCUGCUGCUGCAGCUAGAUGAGACUUUGUCUCUAAGCGAUUGCUUAGAUUGUUCUUACACAUUCCCAAGUGGUGCUGCUGCUGCUGCUGCUGCUGCUGAUGGUUCGUCUUCCAGCAGCAGCAGAAGCAGCAAGCUCAAACCCCGAAGCCGAAAAAGUCAAAUCAGCAACAGCAGCAGCAGCAGCUAUGGCCACCGCAGCAGCAGCAGAUACAGGAACAGCAAACUCAGGAGCAGCAGCAACAGACGCAGUACCAGCGGCCGCAUGCAGCAGCAGCAGCAGCAGCAGCGACAGCAGCAGCAGCUUCUGCUGCAGGAGCCGCCCCUGCUGCAGCUGGUGCCGCAGCGCAGCAGCAGCAAGGGUUCAGCAGCAGCAGCAGCAGCAGCAGAAGAUGAACAAAAGGCCAGGAGCUACAGCAGCAGCAGCAGAGAAGCAGCAGCAAAAAGAGACAAAGAGACACAAACAGAAACUUCCCCAAAUGGCUCUCCGUAA